CCUAGCUAGUUUGUCUUGUCCUAGCCAAUAGCUGCUUCUGUUCUGUCUGCCUAGUAUAGCCUUGUACCAUGGCUGUGCUAGCCAAGUGCAUUCUUGUGUUCUCCCUCUCCGCCGUGCUCCUCUCUCUACUUGGCACCAGCGCCUCCGCCGUGGGCCUGCCCCCGCCUCAGUCGCCGGUGAACUUCAGCAUCGGCGUGCAGGGCAUGGUCUGGUGCAGGACCUGCAGGUACAGUGGCUACAACGCCGACAUGGAAGCCUCCCCGCUCCAAGGCGCGGUGGUGUACCUGCAGUGCCGGCACGGCCCACGGCGGCUGAAGAGGGUGGGAGGGGUGACAGGCCAGGGCGGCUACUUCAUCAUCCAGUCGUCGCAGAUGGCGUCCUUCACCAGCAAAGAGUGCAAGGUGUACGUGGAGAGCUCGUCGUCGGCGGUGUGCAGCCUCGCCGACCAACCGGCCGCUGGCAAGGGGCUGCCGCUCAAGUUCGAGUCCUUCGUCAAGCAGGGCGACGGCCUGCAGGCGCUCUACUCCGUCGGCAACUUCAUGUUCCGCCCCAGCGACCCCAACAAGUGCUACUGAUCCAUCCAGCCAUCGAGAACCAUGGAUGAACUUGUAGGAGUUGAAUAAAUGUAUUAGGAUUAAUUAACUGUUGGAGACGCGUCGAUUGAUUAGCUGGGAUAUGCAGGCUUUAAGGUUGAUCGUUUCUUCGGUCGUUGCAGUGUUUUUUUAAGGGAAGUUGUUGCAGUGGUUUUGUAAGCUUCUUAAUUUAGUUAGCAGCAACAUACAUGGUCGGAAUAACUCGAAUGUGAAUUGAGGAAUGCAAAUCCUAAAACUAUUCAAGGAUGCCAGGUUAGUCCUAAUACUAUACCAACACGAACAUCCGAGUCAAGUUUUUUAAGCA
Molecule: messenger RNA, 897 nt
Organism: Aegilops tauschii subsp. strangulata
Lineage: Eukaryota; Viridiplantae; Streptophyta; Magnoliopsida; Poales; Poaceae
Product: non-classical arabinogalactan protein 31
Cellular component (GO): cell periphery
Source: RefSeq, a predicted model, not a curated record